Molecule: messenger RNA, 5601 nt
Organism: Lates calcarifer (barramundi perch)
Lineage: Eukaryota; Metazoa; Chordata; Actinopteri; Centropomidae
Gene: nectin3a
Product: nectin cell adhesion molecule 3a
Exons: 6
Coding region: 133-1797 (554 amino acids)
Biological process (GO): heterophilic cell-cell adhesion; homophilic cell-cell adhesion
Cellular component (GO): adherens junction; apical junction complex
Source: RefSeq, a predicted model, not a curated record
GCGGAUCGGUCGCUAUGGAGAGGAGCUCCACAUGAGCGCGAGCUAGCCAGAGCGAGCAGGGACGAGCGAGGAGCGAAAGGAGGAGGACGGAGCAGAGAGUGAGCGCAGAGAGCGCACAGACACGCAGGAAUCAUGGAGAAAACAUCACCGCUCAGAGGGACUUUGUCGUCCAACGGACUGCGACUUUUAACAUCACUUCUCACCUUAUACGGACUUACCACAGGUGUGAGCAGUAACCAUGUGCUUGUUCCUGAGAAAGUGAAUGCAGUGCUGGGGAAGAAUAUCACACUGGCCUGCAAAAUAGAGAUGGGCUCUAACCUCAGCCUCACACAGAUCUCCUGGGAACGUCGUCUUCCUUCAGGCACCAUCACAUUAGCAGUGUUCCACCCAAAGUAUGGAACCUCGUUCUCUCCAGAAUACACCCAGCGCAUCUCUUUUGUUUCCCCUUCAAUACAAGAUGCUACCAUUACCCUUAGAGAAGUUGGCUUUGCAGAUAUCGGGUCCUACACCUGCAAAGUGGCAACGUUUCCUCUGGGCAAUACACAAGCUUCAACCUACGUCAACGUAUUAGUGGAGCCAAAGGUGUACGUGUCCGCCGGCCCAACAGCUCUGCUGGAUGGCGGGAAUGAGUCGCUGGUGGCCACGUGCAUAGCAGAGCGUGGCCGCCCCGCUGCUGAGGUUUUCUGGGAGACGGAGUUGUAUGGGCGAAGUGAGAAGCAGAGUCAUGAUGAGCCCAACAGCACCACCACUGUACAUGUGCGCUACAUGUGGCAGCCUCAGAGCUACGCCCAGGGGAAGACGCUUACCUGUGUGGUGCGCCACCCGGCCCUGCAAACAGAGUUCCGCAUACCCUACAUACUAAAUGUUCAGUUUGCACCAAUGGUAUCAAUAAUUGGACUCGACAAAAAUUGGUAUGUGGGUCAAGAGAAUGUGAAGUUUACCUGUGGUGCCAAAGCUAACCCACCUGCCCGUCACUUCACAUGGAUCAGGUUGGAUGGAUUGAUGCCUGAUGGUGUUGAGAUCUCAAACAACAGCUUUGCUUUCACUCGCCCGUUGGAGCGCAAUGACUCUGGAGUAUAUCGUUGUGAAGUGAUGAAUGACAUUGGUCUCCGCAGUCAGAAUGUAAACCUCUGGGUACAAGAUCCUCCCCCCACCACUGCAGCCCCCAGCACCACUGCAUCCCUCCUCCGUGACACCUCCGGAACGGGCACUGCUGCGGACCAGCAGAGAUCCCCGUUCACCUCCCCAACCCUGGCUUCCUUACCUGACAGCAGCCUGGGUACUAUAGUUGGCGGGGCAGUGGGUGGAGUUCUGUUCUUGAUCCUCUUGCUGAUCCUGGGUGGGGCGUGCUUUAUGCGCCAGCGCAGAACCUUCAGGGGAGACUACUACACCAAACAGUACCUGGGACCCUCCGACAUGCAGAAGGAGUCUCAGCUCGAUGUGCUGCAGCCACAUGAGCUGCAGGAGGUCUAUGGGGAUAAGACGAGCAAAGGCAGCCAGGAGCUAAAACCCAAACUGGGUGGAGACAUAAUUUACCCCGACUACACCCCUGAACGCAAGGACAGGGAUGACUGGGCUGACAGGGGGGAUGCCCACAGAGGCCUCAAGGAGGGAAACUACUACCCCGAUCACUACAACACCCAAAACAUGCACCCCUGUGGGCCCCCUGUGCACAGCCCCAUAGUGAACAACGGCUCCCCCUACCUCCCGGAGGACUGCUUUGACAAUGGCACAGACAGCGACUAUGUGUCCCACAUGGACGGAUCUGUGAUCUCACGCAGGGAGUGGUAUGUUUGAGGAAAGGAGCAAAGGAAAAAAAAAAAACAGACAAUUGACUGACUGAGAAUAAUUUAACAAGUGACAGAUAUAAAUAUCAUUACAGGUUUUGUCAUUUCAGUUAAAGGAUGAAUAAAAUUUCUUAGCUCAGUUUCAGAGUGAGCUCUUUGAACAGUACUGCUCUGCCUUGAUUGUAACCACUUAACCUUAAGGACAUGUUUGUGGAUUGUAUCACUCUUUUGUAGCAUUUCAAGGAGCUACAAAUAUGCUGGAUGGCCUCAGUGAUAUUAUCUGUGUAGGCUUAAGAGGCUUUGGCAUACAGUGACAUUUCAACUGAUGUGAAUGAGGUUUUGUAUUCUGCUUGUUUGUGUUUGCACCUGUCUUUAAAACAGGUCACUGGUCAGGCGUUCAGACCCUCGUUAGUGAAGUAUUUAUAUCCCUGACUGACUGAGCUCUGCUCCCAUAAAACCUCACAACUUCGGUGGCAUUUUAAAAGUGGUCUCUCAGUUGCUUACAGCGUUUUCAUACCGGCGAUAUGUUCAUCAUGGCUGCAACCAGUAUUUAAAGCAAAUUAUAUUGCAUGGUGUUUUUUAAAAACAAAACGUAUCAUCAAGUUAAAGGGAAAGUCACAUGAUUAAAAGGGAGAAUUACACAGGCAUUGUACCGAGGGAAAUGAAAGCUGACUGAUGCUACAGCAGUACAUUACAAAAAAACACUGCCCCUUUGUAAACUUUAGUGAAGUUAUUCAGUAAUACACUUUGAGUAUCUUCUAUUAAUCAUUCAUGAAGAGGCAAGUCUGUCACCUGACAGCGAGAGACAGAGCACUCCCUAUUGAAGUAAUUUAAGUUCUGCUUCAGUUCAGCUCAACCAAACAAACUCAUGGUGUUUGGGUUAUUAAUUCUUUGGAAAAUAGUUCAGUCAUAGUUCAGUUAUACUUCAGUUAUCUUACUAAGAAGUUGGAGGUGUGCAGCAUGUCACCCGCAGCUCCUAAUUGAAUAGUUCAAAUCAUCUGCUGACAAAAACAUGUCAAAAAUGAUUGUCUCUUUUUGGAGACACACUUUUCAUGAACAGUAGCGGUGCAGAGACAAAUACUUUGUGUCUCCUGUGGCUGUUUCACAAUAAGAGCUGCCCCAUGUUACACCAGAGGAAUGCUUUUAAAGUGAAGCAGCAGCAGCAGAAGGAUGUUUGGUUUGUAUUAGCAGUGACUUAAUGCAGCUCUGACGCAGUUUAAAGAGAGCACGCAGUUUACAGUAGCUGAUGAAAUUGCGUUUACAUGCAUGCACCGUUUUUCUGUGAAUCCCUUGUGUUUAGCUGAAUCCAGUGCAGGAAUGGCAGACUCUGCCGCCACCGACAAGAACUACUAUACAGCGAGAUAAUUACUGAAUGUAAACUCAUUAAAAGGCUACUGCGGAAAAAGUGUCAACCACAAAUAGUAUCAAAAAUGGGGUCUGAUUUUAUGAAAAUCUUACGGAUUAUAACUGUAAUCUAAUACACUAUUAUCAGUAUUGACAUGUGUUAAUGCAAUCACUUUUUUGCGGUGAAGUAGCACAACGCUGUUAUUACAUUUGUCAGCAAACAUCAAAGGAAGCCAGCCAGGCCUUGGCCUUCUCUACUUAGCCAUGAUAACAGGCUGCAUCGCUGUCUUUCCCAUUUUCCCUCAUCCUUAUCCUCUGAUUUCUGUCUGCGAGACUAACACCAAUUGGUCAUUAUAGUUUUUUAUUUAAACACGGGAUCAAAGCAAUGUGUUAUAAAUACCAGAUGCGACUAUAACAGCUGUCAUCAUCUGACAUUAUGUGGCUCCAUAAACCGCCAACAGUUUCACUGCUCCCGCUCGACACUCCCCUGUCAUGAUACAUGAUGAUAAAUAAGCAAAAUACUUAUUGAAAAACACAGAAAAGGAGCGGUAAUAAACCGAUCCUUCAGCUUUAGUUUGUAUGUGUUUGAAGUAUGAUUAGUCAAAUACCUUGGAAACCUUGUGAGAGUCUGACAUCAGUGCUGAUCACAGAACAGGCUUUAAUGUUGGGGUUUGGCUCCUCUACAGCUCCUCUGAGGAUAUACAGCGAAAAUGGAAACUAGAAACUUUACCCCACAAGUGAAAAAAUCAGUUUGAGAACCAUCUAGGUUAAAGCUGUCUGUGUAAUGGCUCCCCAAGGGAUUUAUAUAUUUUUUUUCUUUUCCUACAAACAACAAACCCAGUGACAUUAAGUUGAAACAAAAGAGUUGACAUCAUCAGUGAUCUCAUCUCUCACGGCUUGAUUUGACCUUGCACUUUUCCACUUAGUGCUUCCUUUUUUUUGUUUCCUCAGGAAUGAUACAUGGAUCAAAGUGGCCUCUGCAAAACCUCACAUGAAAGGGAAAACAUACCCUUUUUGGAAAGAUCCCCUUUAAAUCAAUCAGGGUGUUUGUUGUUAGAGUGAGGAACCAUAUAUGUAUAUCACAGUGAGAUCGGGGUGGGGUGGGGUAGGGUGGGGGUAUAUUUUGAGGUCUCCUUCUUUCAUAUUGGGGUUUUAUAGAUUGUGGGUGCACUUUUUUUUUCUUUUUUAACCCUUCUCCACCCUUGCUUUCCCAUGCCAGGGCUUUGGUCGAAGGUUUAAGAUGUCUGAGAAUAAACUACUUUAAUCUCUUCAGCUAGCUCUCACUCUCAUCGUCGCACACACACACACACACACACACACACACACGCACCCAGCCACCACACAUCUGCCACUGCUGCCCACAUUCAAAGAGCAGUCCUCACCUCAAAUCUUUAGCUUUUUAAUUAACUUUUUUUUCUUCCCCCAUCUCACUUGGCAGAGAAAGUGCUUGAACCCCAGUGAUACAGUAUACAGCACAUCCAUGUCUGCAUGCACACAUUAUUUUAUUUAAUUUUUUAAACAGCUGACAACUUAUUUCUUAUUUGGUAAAGUCGCUCCAUGCAAACUGCUGUCGUCUCUGAUCUUUUCAUCAGUUUCUGCCUCAUCUCUAAAGACUGUUGUUUGACAAAAGCAAAAUGAGCUGAAGUGAUGAAUGUUUUUUUUUGUAUCUUUUUGGAUCAGUUUUUGGUCAACUGGUUGCAUGUAAAUUAAGUUAUUCGCUGCCUACUACGCUCAUCAUUUCUCCAUCACUAAUGUUUAUAUACAUGUACAUAACGCUAAUAGGUUAGCAUAGGAUUAGCUGUUCUCUCAGUCUGAUUUAUAUGUUCAUGUACAGUUUGUUCUGGACUCCCCUACUGAAUAGUUGGUGCCUUAAAAGGGCUGAGCAAUGCACAGAAACUUUAAAAAUGACAAUUACUGAAAGGAUUCAUAUAGAUAUCAUAAUAAUAUCAUUAAGAAGAGGGCUGCCUGGUCCUUCAAUACGUCUUCCAUAUUGAUAUUUAAGAUUUGUUAUUAUCAAAGCAUCAGAAUAGACAAAAGGUUGAUUGUCAUGCCUUAUACACUUUGAGAGGACACAUGUAACAAGUUGGUUACUGAGAAAAUUGUAAUAAGUAUAGUUUCACUGGGAAUUGAGGCAAGCCAGAUUCGUAGAAAAUAUUAUUGUCCUGUAAAUAUGCUGGCUGUUUUCUUUUUUUAUUAUUAUUAUUAUUGAAAAAAAAAAAUCUUAUUUUUUUGUAUGAGGUCUGUAAUUUUCACAGAGUAUUAGUUUGUUGUACGCGCGUCCGAGGAGAUAACGUAGAGGGCGAUCCUGUUUUCACUGCAUUUUUGUAUUUGUUCUCGAGAGUUUCUGACCAAUUAUUUUGUAUGUUGUUCUUUGAAUGAUUGAUGUCUCACAGGAAUCAGAGAUGGAAGUGCGGUAGAUUGUAUUUUAUUCCUUUGUUUGCAAUAAAAGACCACCAUUAUUGCACUCAAA